Chrysochloris asiatica (Cape golden mole) is the source of this 396-nucleotide messenger RNA. Its product is annotated as transmembrane protein 113-like. The record is from RefSeq and is a predicted model, not a curated record. NCBI's taxonomy places the organism in Eukaryota, Metazoa, Chordata, Mammalia, Afrosoricida, Chrysochloridae.
AUGGUCCCCUGGGUACCUGUCUGGGUGGUUUACACUGAUGCUUCCCUGCCCACCACAAAUUGUGUAUAUAGUCUCCAGGUGGUAUCACCCUUUUUCACCAGCCCCAACCAAGAGCUGGUUCUAGGCCUGUGUUAUAUGUUCUAUUUAGCAUUUUUAUAUAUGAUCUUUGAUUUCUGGUAUUUUAGCACACUGUGUGCACCAUCAUUUAAAUAUAUCUGUGUGUGGUUUCUCAAGAAUUCAGCUGAAAAAGUUAAGUGUCCUGCAGCCCAGGAGAAAGACUGCACCUUGCUAAUAGUGUUUGCCACAAGUAUUAGUGAGUCUUCCCUUUACCUUUUCUUUCAGGAAACUGAAUGACAAAGCUUCCAAGUGUUUGCUGUUUCCUUGGCAGCUAAAUGA